AUGGCGAUUUCGAAGGGCGAUUCGAUCAUCAUCGUGGGCGCUGGCGUCUUCGGUCUGUCAACUGCGUUGGAACUAAAACAGCGCGGAUACACCGAUAUCACUGUUUUAGAUCGGUAUGCUCCUCCGGUAGUAGACGGAAGCAGUGUCGACCUGUCGCGCAUUAUUCGCGUCGACUAUGCCGAUCCGGUCUACUGUCAGAUGGCUCGUGAGGCCUACGAGAAAUGGACGACAGAUUACAAGGAGGAGUACUUCGAAUCCGGAUUUGCAUUGCUAUCCGAGACUCCCCGGAACGAUUGGAUUGAGAAAUCCAGAGCAACAGUCCUGGCAACUGGUGGAAAAGUGGAGGACCUCAAAGAUGCCACGCAAUUGCUGAAGUCAUACCCGAACAUCCAGGCGAAGCUGUCCGGCAUGAAUGGUUAUCUGAACCGGAAAGGUGGCUGGGCUGAUGCUGCCGGUAGCAUACAGAAGUUGGCUUCGCGCUGCAGUGUGGAGGGUGUAUCCAUCAUUUCCGGACCUCGCGGGACCGUGGCUUCCUUGCGCCGAGAAGGAUCCCGAGUUGUAGGCGUCAAUCUUCUUAAUGGAGGAUUCUUGCUUGCAUCCCAGAUUAUUGUGAGCGCCGGUGCAUGGACUAACCGUCUUUUCGAUAUUGCACACGCUGCAUCCUCAUCGGGACAGCCCGUUGGAUUUAUCCAACUGACACCGGAAGAAGCCCGAUCUUUGGAAUCGACUCCUGUGAUGAUCAACAUGAGCACGGGAGUAUUUUGCUUCCCGCCUACUCCGGGCUCCAACAUUCUCAAGCUCGCACGUCAUGGGUAUGGUUACGCAAACGAAGUCACGGUUUCAGCCCAUGGAGUCACUCGGACGGUCUCCUCGCCUAAGCUUGAAAGCAGCAACGCGCAGACGGGAUAUCUUCCUAACGAUGCAGAUGACGGCCUGCGCCAAGGCCUCCGCCAGUUCUUCCCCAAGUUUGGCGACCGGCCAUGGAUGAAUCGUCGACUUUGCUGGUACACCGACACCCCGAAAGGUGACUUUAUAAUUGAUCAACACCCAGAGCUUCAAGGUCUCUUUGUGGCCACCGGUGGAGCUGGACAUGGAUUCAAAUUCUUGCCGAUUCUGGGAAAAUAUAUUGCGGACUGCUUUGAGAACAAGGCGCCCAAGGAGCUGCGCGAGAAGUGGCGAUUGGCCCCGUCACCCGCGAACUCUGCUGCCUAUGAUAUGAAGGGUGAUGGAAGUCGCGCUGGGCCUCCUCUGCGCAAGCUUACCGAAUUUGAGAAGGCAAAGUUGUAA
This is a messenger RNA of Penicillium odoratum, 1287 nucleotides long. Its product is annotated as NAD(P)/FAD-dependent oxidoreductase. Bases 1 to 1287 code for a protein of 428 amino acids. The record is from RefSeq and is a predicted model, not a curated record. Lineage: Eukaryota; Fungi; Ascomycota; Eurotiomycetes; Eurotiales; Aspergillaceae. Gene Ontology annotation, molecular function: proline dehydrogenase activity; flavin adenine dinucleotide binding; L-pipecolate oxidase activity. The transcript has 2 exons.